Messenger RNA from Cheilinus undulatus (humphead wrasse), 2485 nucleotides. RefSeq lists its product as uncharacterized. Gene Ontology annotation, molecular function: oxidoreductase activity, acting on single donors with incorporation of molecular oxygen, incorporation of two atoms of oxygen; iron ion binding; protein binding. The transcript has 15 exons. Lineage: Eukaryota; Metazoa; Chordata; Actinopteri; Labriformes; Labridae. Gene Ontology annotation, biological process: lipid oxidation; linoleic acid metabolic process. Bases 41 to 2086 code for a protein of 681 amino acids. The record is from RefSeq and is a predicted model, not a curated record.
CCGAGAGGAGGAGGAGUCACUCUGCAGUUUGGUCGCCAUCAUGUCAACUUUCUGUCUGGAGUAUGAGGUAACGGUCCACACCUCUCCUGGUUCCACCUGUGGAACCUUCAACCACCUAUGGCUCAACCUGAUUGGCUCCCAGGGAGAAACUCCACCCCUUAAUGCGAGCGAGGGUGGCCAUCUUCUUCUGCCUGGAUCGACGUGUCGUGUUAGAGUCCAGGUCAGCAGUCCUCUGGGUCCUCUCCUUCUGGUCCGACUUCGAUUAGAGGCUAGGACCGGAUUCCCCGACCUGAACUGGCACUGCAGCCGGGUGGGAGUCCGCAGACUGACUGUGGAGAACCAGCAAGGUGUGAGUGGGGCGUGUCCUGAUGAUCCAGACGUACAGGUGUUCCCAUGUGACCAGUGGCUUCGAACAGAAGAUGGCGACAUAGAGCUGCGGAGCAGAAAGUUGUGUCUGCUGCAGGAUGAGACGGAGGAGAAACUGAAGCAGCAGCGAAUCAGACGGCUGCAACAUCAGCGAAAGCUCAUCCGAUGGCGUGAGUUUGUCAGCGGCGCUCCACACUGUGUUGAUCUGAAGAAUCUGUCUGAACUCGGGCCGAACCUCAGCUACACAUUCAAAAGUCCGGCUGCUAACCUGCACUAUCUAAAAGGCUUCACUGGCCGUACCGAGUCCUGGACCAGUUUCAGCGAGUUAGAGACGCUCUUCAGUCUCAGUGGACACCAGAACGACAUCGCUAGGUUCAUUCAGGCUCACUGGAAGGAGGAUUGGUAUUUUGGUCAUCAGUGUCUGAAUGGCUGUAACCCUCUGCUGCUGCGUCAGACCAACGUCCUUCCUCCACACCUGUCCGUCACCGCUGACAUGCUCCGCCCCUUCUUACCUGAAGUCUCCUCCCUGGAGCAGGAGCUACAGAAAGGUAAGCUUUACCUGCUGGACUACAAGGUUUUGGACGGCGUUCCAGCCAACAUGGUCAACGGGAAGAAGACGUACCUCGCAGCUCCGCUGUGUCUCCUCCACCUGAACCAACAAGGUCAGCUGGUGCCCAUCGCCAUCCAGCUGCAGCAGAUGCCCGGCCCUGAUAACCCGCUCUUCCUGCCCUCUGACCCCAGCUGUGAUUGGUUGCUGGCUAAGAUCUUUGUCCGCAGCGCAGACUUCCAGUGUCACCAGUUAUCGUCCCAUUACCUGAGGACUCACAUGCUGGGAGAGCUGUUCUGCGUGUCUACGCUGAGGCAGCUUCCAGAGCCACACCCACUGCGCCAGCUGCUGAUGCCCCACAUAAAGACGUCCCUUCAGAUAAACUUCCAGGCCCGAGCGUCUCUGCUGGCUGCAGGCGGCGUCUUUGAUAAGGCGAUGGGCUGUGGUCUGGAGGGUUUACCUGUCCUCUUGUCCCGGGCCUCACAGAGGAUCUCAUAUCAAUCUCUGUGUGUCCCUGAUGACCUGGCGGAGCGUGGCGUGGACAAACUACCGCAGAGCUUCUAUGCCCAGGACGCCCUGAGAGUUUGGGACGCCCUGCAUAGGUUCGUGUUCAGCUGGAUCGGCGUGUUUUACAGCAGAGACGAUGACGUUCACCUCGACUCAGAGCUCCAACUCUGGAUCUCUGACAUCAACGCUCACGGAUUCAGCGACCAAUCAGGUUUCCCUCAGAGUUUCAGGACUAAAGCAGACAUUUCUAAGUUUGUCACCAUGAUCAUCUUCUCGUGUUCGGCUCUUCACGCUGCGGUGAACUUCUCUCAGUUGGAUUUUGCUCUCUGGAUCCCAAACUGCCCCGCCUACAUGCCCCGCCCUCCUCCACAGGUUAAAGGUGAGGUGGCGGAGGAUGACAUUGUGUCCUUCCUUCCUGACGUGAACUCGACCUGCCGAGUUCUGACCGUGCUGACGAUGCUCUCCCAGCCCGCCGUUGACUUCGUUCCUCUGUGUCGCUACACGGACGCCGUCUUCAGAGACGACGCCGUCCUCUGCAGACUGGUGGAGGAGGUCCAGGCUGAACUGAAGGCCAUUUCUGAUGACAUCACGGAGCGAAACAGCCAAUUAGAGCUGCCGUAUCCGUACCUCAAUCCUGAACGCAUCGAGAACAGCAUAGCCAUUUAAGCCAUUUUUCUUCAUUGAGUUGAAUAAAUGAUUUUUAUUUUAUAAAGAUAUAAACAUCCAGAGUCAGUACAGGGAUAUCAAUGAUUAUAUUCUCGUUUUUAAAUGCCAAACUCUUUUUCUAUAACCAGACCUUUUUUUUAAGGUUUUCUUUAGAAGCCACAUUUUGCUAACAGCUUCUUCUUCUGUUUUAAUCUGCUCUGAUUCACCGACUCUUACAUGUUUAACAAGUACACAUUUUCAACCAAUCACCAGAUUUCGAUUAACUUUGAGUCAUUCAUUUUUAGUCUUUAAGUUUCAACAUGGACUUUAAUUUGAAAAACAAGUUUAGUUUCUGUUGACGUUGUUUUCAAACUUCAACCAUACAUCAUCCUCUACUUUAGAAAAAUGUAUUAAAUAAAC